Messenger RNA from Arvicanthis niloticus (Nile rat), 2333 nucleotides. It is a transcript of the gene Exoc7, whose product is annotated as exocyst complex component 7. Gene Ontology annotation, cellular component: exocyst. Gene Ontology annotation, biological process: exocytosis. The record is from RefSeq and is a predicted model, not a curated record. NCBI's taxonomy places the organism in Eukaryota, Metazoa, Chordata, Mammalia, Rodentia, Muridae. Gene Ontology annotation, molecular function: phosphatidylinositol-4,5-bisphosphate binding.
GAGGAAGUGGGUGUGACAGGGACGGAAGCCGAGCGGGGCUUGGAGCAAAGACAGCGGGGAGUGGGACCAGCGCUGUCCGCUGCGAUGAUUCCCCCGCAGGAGGCUUCCGCUCGGCGGCGGGAGAUUGAGGACAAGUUGAAGCAGGAGGAGGAGACGCUGUCCUUUAUCCGAGACAGCCUGGAGAAGAGCGACCAGCUCACUAAGAACAUGGUGUCCAUCCUGUCGUCCUUUGAAAGCCGACUCAUGAAGCUGGAGAACUCUAUCAUCCCUGUGCACAAGCAGACAGAGAACCUACAGAGGCUGCAGGAGAAUGUCGAAAAGACGUUAUCCUGCCUGGACCAUGUUAUCAGCUAUUACCACGUAGCUAGUGACACUGAGAAGAUCAUCAGGGAGGGCCCGACAGGUAGGCUGGAAGAGUACCUGGGAAGCAUGGCCAAAAUCCAGAAGGCUGUGGAGUAUUUUCAGGACAAUAGCCCAGAUAGCCCAGAGCUCAACAAAGUGAAGCUGCUGUUUGAGCGAGGGAAGGAGUCACUGGAAUCGGAGUUCCGCAGCCUGAUGACCCGGCACAGCAAGGUCGUCUCCCCUGUGCUCAUCCUGGAUCUCAUCAGUGGUGACGACGAACUGGAGGUCCAGGAGGAUGUGGUCCUGGAGCACCUGCCUGAGAGUGUGCUCCAGGACGUGGUCCGCAUCUCCCGCUGGCUGGUGGAAUAUGGUCGGAACCAAGAUUUCAUGAAUGUCUACUACCAGAUCCGUUCUAGCCAGCUGGACCGCUCCAUCAAGGGUCUGAAGGAGCAUUUUCGGAAAAGCAGUUCUUCCUCUGGGGUUCCCUACUCCCCCGCCAUCCCCAAUAAGAGGAAAGACACGCCUACCAAGAAGCCUGUCAAGCGGCCAGGGACGAUCCGUAAGGCUCAGAACCUUCUGAAACAGUAUUCCCAGCAUGGUCUAGAUGGGAAAAAGGGGGGCUCUAACCUCAUUCCUCUGGAAGGUCACGAGCAUGAUUUCCGAGUUAAGCACCUAUCGGAGGCCCUGAACGACAAGCGCGGGCCACUGGCCGGGAGAGAUGACAUGCUGGAUGUGGAAACGGACGCCUACAUCCACUGCGUCAGUGCCUUUGUGAAGCUGGCCCAGAGCGAGUACCAGCUGCUGAUGGAGGUCAUCCCUGAGCACCACCAGAAGAAAACCUUCGACUCCUUGAUACAGGAUGCCCUGGACGGGCUGAUGCUUGAAGGGGAGAAUAUCGUGUCCGCUGCCAGGAAAGCUAUCAUCCGCCAUGACUUCUCCACCGUGCUCACCGUCUUUCCCAUCCUGCGGCACCUCAAGCAGACCAAGCCCGAGUUUGACCACGUGCUCCAGGGUACAGCAGCCAGCACGAAGAACAAGCUGCCAGGCCUCAUCACCUCCAUGGAGACCAUUGGGGCCAAAGCUCUAGAAGACUUUGCUGAUAACAUCAAGAAUGAUCCAGACAAGGAAUACAACAUGCCUAAGGACGGCACCGUUCAUGAGCUCACAAGUAACGCCAUCCUGUUCCUGCAGCAGCUUCUGGACUUCCAGGAGACAGCAGGUGCCAUGCUGGCCUCCCAAGUUCUUGGGGACACAUACAAUAUUCCUUUAGACCCCCGAGAAACCAGCUCUUCGGCCACCAGCUACAGCUCCGAGUUCAGCAAGCGGCUGCUGAGCACCUACAUCUGCAAGGUCUUGGGCAACCUGCAGCUGAACUUGCUAAGUAAGUCCAAGGUGUAUGAGGACCCAGCACUGAGUGCCAUCUUCUUACACAACAACUACAACUACAUCCUCAAGUCCCUGGAGAAGUCUGAGCUGAUCCAGCUCGUGGCUGUGACCCAGAAGACUGCUGAGCGCUCGUACCGGGAGCACAUCGAGCAGCAGAUCCAGACCUACCAGCGCAGCUGGCUAAAGGUGACUGACUACAUCGCAGAGAAGAAUCUACCUGUGUUCCAGCCUGGAGUCAAGCUCCGGGACAAGGAGCGGCAGAUGAUAAAGGAACGUUUCAAGGGCUUCAAUGAUGGACUUGAAGAACUGUGCAAGAUUCAGAAGGCCUGGGCCAUUCCAGACACAGAGCAGAGGGACAAGAUUCGACAGGCUCAGAAAAGCAUUGUCAAGGAGACCUAUGGGGCCUUUCUGCACAGGUAUGGCAGUGUGCCCUUCACAAAAAACCCGGAGAAGUACAUCAAAUACCGCGUGGAACAGGUGGGCGACAUGAUCGAUCGCCUUUUCGACACCUCUGCUUAAGUCUGCCAGUGUUUCUGUCCAGUUCCACCGGCAUGCCUAGCAUGUCAGCGGACUCAUAAACCAGUGGUAAUACACUUCCAAGCCCA